Molecule: messenger RNA, 555 nt
Organism: Rhododendron vialii
Lineage: Eukaryota; Viridiplantae; Streptophyta; Magnoliopsida; Ericales; Ericaceae
Exons: 1
Coding region: 1-555 (184 amino acids)
Source: RefSeq, a predicted model, not a curated record
AUGGUUGUCAGCACCCUCAUUGCUGCUGUUAUGUUUACGACGGCUUUUACUGUUCCUGGAGGUAAUGAUGAGAAGACUGGCCGGCCUAUAUUUCUGAAGUAUGACGAGUUCACGGUUUUUGUCUUGUCCAGCGCAUUAUCAAUGUUUGCAUCCUCCACCUCACUGUUGAUGUUUUUAGGAAUUCUCACUGCCCGCUAUGCAGAAAAGGAUUUCUUUCGCUCUUUGCCAGUGAAAGUGAUCAUGGGUCUUUUCUGCCUUUUCUUGUCCAUCGUAACCAUGAUGGUGGCCUUCGGAUCUGCUAUAUUUAUGACCGUCAUUAAUGAUCGUUUAUCAUGGGUUAACAUUCCGGUUAUCCUUCUUGCACUCAUACCCGUAGCUAUUUUUUGUAUAUUGCAGUUUCCCCUCCUCAUUCAUAUAAUCCAUUGCACUUUUGUGUCGCGACCAUCUCGAGCAAACCCGGAAAACAUCCCCUUGGACAUCGUUGAUGUUUUUCUAGUUUGGUUGCCAUAUGUAACUAUCUCUGGAGUAUAUGCUUGUAACUUCAUGUACACAUAG